Bombyx mandarina (wild silkworm) is the source of this 1163-nucleotide messenger RNA. RefSeq names its product putative alpha-aspartyl dipeptidase. Gene Ontology annotation, biological process: proteolysis. The record is from RefSeq and is a predicted model, not a curated record. Gene Ontology annotation, molecular function: serine-type peptidase activity. NCBI's taxonomy places the organism in Eukaryota, Metazoa, Arthropoda, Insecta, Lepidoptera, Bombycidae.
AAAAUAUUUCUGUGCUUCCAGGAGUUCCAGGUAUAUAAGAGGACUUGAUAUUUCUGUAGUUUUUAGAUACAAUUUAAGUAACAAAUUAAUUAUAAAGAAAAAGUACCAUAAAGGAACUUGCUAACAGUGUAUAAUAACUCUCAAAAUUUAGUUUAGAAGUUGAUUUUCAAGGCAUACAGAAAUUUGUGUUUAAAAACUUCUCUUGUUAAAACUACAUUAAGUAUGGUACUAUAAAUUGAAAUAACUUAUCAUAAUAAUAGCGAUAAGUGAUAACAAGGCCUGUCACAUUUAAAUCGAAUGUCAUUCUUAUCAACCCAACAUUAACAAUCAGUUCUCUGAACUACUCACUUAUCCUCUUAACUGCAAAAAAACAUACUCAAACUCUUCCAUUAUGGCAUCUCGUCGUCAAGCACUUUUGCUGUCAUCAUCCAACUGCCAUGGAUACAAUCUUUUAGAAUUUGCCAAAGCGGAAAUCUCCAGUUUCCUCCAAAGGAACAAUGUCAAGGAUUUAAUAUUCAUUCCUUAUGCUCAAAAUGACUUUGAUGGCUAUACUACUAAAAUAAAGAAUGUUAUAGAUCAAUGGGGAUUCACAGUCACUGGUCUGCACACAUAUCCUAAGCCAGAAACUGCUAUUAGUGAAUCUAAAGCUAUCUUUAUUGGGGGUGGAAAUACUUUUUUACUUUUGAAAAGAUUGUACAAAAAUAACUUAGUCCAAUUAAUGAAAAGUAAAAUUGAUGAUGGUAGUUUAAUAUACAUUGGAAGCAGUGCGGGAACAAAUGUAGCAACAAAAAGUAUUCAUACAACAAAUGAUAUGCCAAUAAUUUAUCCACCAAGUUUUGAAGCAAUUGGCAUAGUUCCAUUCAACAUUAAUCCUCAUUAUAUUGAUAAAGUUGAAAAUGAAGAACAUAAAGGAGAGACAAGAGACCAAAGAAUAGCUGAAUAUCUGGAGAUGCAACAUGCAGCUCCAGUGUUAGGACUGAAAGAGGGUGCAAUAUUGCAUGUUGAUGGUUCAAAACUUAUCUUAAAAGGUGUAAAUGGAGCAGUAUUAUUUAGUAGGAGUCAAAAGAAAAGUGAAUAUAAUGUGGGAGCAGAUUUAUCUUUUUUAUUAAAUGAAAUUUAAUGAACCUGUUUUCUUUUUUUUAAAUAAAACACAAAUUGAUAAC